GAGGGGCGAGGCUUCAGCAGAGUCGGGAGAUUCGUCAAUCUACAUACAGAUUGUCGCUCAGCCAACCGGGACCACGUAGGAGUGCAUAUUACUUUUUUGUUUCUAUUUUGACUGCUUUAACAUCGAAUUGAAGCUUGGAAAUGAUGGAAAAUGAAUGAACACCAGGGGGUUAUUUUUGGAGGGGUCUUCUUGACUAAGAUAUGCACACCGAAGGGCGUUUACCGUGUUUUUUUCAGUGUGUUUUUCCUAACAGGUAGUGAGCCUCAGCGGUCAGUCAGUGUGGCUCUAUAAGCAGACUGAAUAUCCCGCGUUGUAAUCUCUUGACAGCCUUUUUAACCCAUCUUUGGAUCGACGGAGGUUUUUAACUAACACCCCACUCAUUUCGGAGACAUGGACAGUGUGUUGUUUUGGUCAUUUCGGAGUAGUUUUCUUAAUUUGUAACAGCCUCUGAUGGACAUGAAGAAGGAAGACGGUGUGGAUUAGGAUCUUUUUCUUUUCUUUUCUUUUCUUUUUGACUUCAUUGUCAUCUCAAUGCGGUCUCAGAAGGACUCCUUCCUCCUCUGCGGUUUGAAAUGAAAUGAUGGCAGCCCGUUGGAGCGAUUCACCACAGGACAAUGAAGAGAGUAAACACAGAGCUGUAACUUCACCUUGUGAGGCCAAGCAAAAGGAUGGGCGCGAUCAGAGCGAGGCAUCAGCCACGGCUUCUCCCGGGACAGAGGAGGAGCCUUUCUCCUGGCCAGGGCCCAAGACGCUUCACCUGCGCCGUACCUCCCAGGGCUUCGGCUUCACGCUGCGACAUUUCAUCGUCUACCCGCCCGAGUCUGCUGUCCACAACUCUCUGAAGGAUGAAGAGAACGGUAGCCGAGGGAGACAGAGGAACCGUCUCGAGCCAAUGGACACCAUUUUCGUUAAGCAAGUGAAGGAGGGUGGCCCCGCCCACAGAGCUGGACUCUGUACAGAAGUGGAGGUGAUAGCUGAAGCUCUGCGCUCUGUGCUGUCAGCAUUAUUGCCAGGGGACCGGAUAGUGAAGGUGAAUGGAGAGAGCAUCAUUGGGAAGACCUACUCGCAAGUCAUAGCUUUGAUCCAGAACAGCGAUGCCUCACUGGAGCUCUGUGUGAUGCCAAAGGAUGAGGACAUAUUGCAGCUGUUUUCCAGGGAUAUCACUGCUCUGGCGUAUUCCCAGGAUGCAUACCUCAAAGGAAAUGAGGCAUACAGCGGAAAUGCCCAAAACAUCCCUGAGCCCCCUCCUAUCUGCUACCCUCGGAUAGAAGUUAAGGCUGCGGGCAUGGCUCAGACAUCAGAGCCCGCCAUAGUCAGUGAGACUCCCCGAGGGCUGGCUCAGGGACAAGGAAGAAGAGGAGGGGCCACAGAAAAGAGCUACAGGGUGGAAAUUCCUGUCCCACCAUCUCCUCCACACCAACAGACGUCAAAAUCACAGACAGUGGUUUGCGUCUGUAAUGAGAAUGUUAGGACGGUGGCCGUGCCUCUUGAUCCAGUUGACAGAGGGUCUCGCGUGGCUCGGGCUGGACCCAGUCACAGGACAGAGGAAAACCGGUAUGGUCCUUCAGCAGAUUCUGGCUCAGCACGACCCAAACCUCUUAUUUCCUCAGUACCUGGGGGUGCACAGUUGCAGUACCCCUCCUCCCGUUCCACAGAAACCCCAAUCUACUCCCCUUCCUCAAGUUCUAGACCUGUCCCCAUCUAUCCUGACAAAUUAUCUCCACCUGUACAGGCUUCUCUUUCCCCUGCCUCACCGGACAAGUUCUCCACUGCCAUCUCACCCAAUGCCAACCACUAUUCACCCUCUCCCACAGCUCCUUCCACCUCUCCACACCAGAACAUUGACUGGAAAAACUACACAACCUAUAAGGACUAUAUUGAUGCCAAGAGGCUGCACACAUAUGGCUCCCGUACUAUCCAAGAGCGCUUGGACAGCUUACGUGCAGCUGCCAGUUCCAGCUCUGCCUAUGCCCAGCAACGUACAGCACCUCCACUUAAUACCAGUCAAAGAGGGACACUGGGUUUCCAGGUCAAACGGAGAAGUACAUCCACUGAGCGCGGGGUAGAUGCAAGCAGCCCGGGUACUACAGUGACUCCAUUACGUAGUGUCUCCCAAGAGAGGCUUGGAGGCGGCACAGAGAGAACUAUACCAAUCAGGAAUUGGCCUCGGAGUGCCUCUGAGGAUGCUUUGCCUUUUUCCACCCCCACCGGCGUCACCCAGCCUAGGGCAAGAUCUUGUGACUACCUGGGUCAGCAGCCUGGAGAUUCAGAUGGGCCUGCCUUUGGAAAUAGAGGAGGGUUGGAGGACAGGGCGCUGCUGUGCCAGGGAGAGGAAGCCAGAAGUAGCAGACAGGCAGCAGGCCUGAGAGCUUUACCUCAUUUGAACAGGAGUCUUGCUGGGCGGGAGGAAGAAGGACGUGGAAGUGGAUUAACUUACUCGCCGUUAGCUGCUCCUGUGUUUACUAAAGGUACAACAGAUUCUGUGCUAACAUCAAGGACAGACACUGUCAUCAUGAGACCAUCACGUCUUCCUGUCAAAAACUCCAUUUCAGACCCCUCAUCUGCCUUAUCCUCCACUAAAACCACAGACCCUCUAAAAGACCAAAGAGCUAAUGUCACGGGCAACCACCUGGGGUACCCUUCCCCUCUGCACCUGCAGCUCAGAGGCAGAGCUGACAGUCUGAAAAUGGAGAGCAGGUCAGAGGCUGGGUUGACUGCCAGGUCCUCCUCCUGCUCAGGUCCUCCCUCUAAACUGCCCAUGCAGAGACACUUACAAAGUAUAGUUGGUGUCUCUUCUUCUGGUUCCUCCACCACUAAUGGAGCUGUGACCCAAAAGCCAGAAGCCAACUCCCCCAUACGAACUAACGGCGGUCUUGCAGAGGGUGUAGAAGGACCGGAUGCAACAGUUGUUGUCUUAAGAAGGGACAAGAACUCUGGAGCUCCUCACAUUCGUCCUCCAUCCUAUGUUCUAGCUGUUAAUGACAACCAGAGAGGAGUGACUCAUAAGUCGCCACCACUGGUGAAGGCAGGCUCUGCAGAUGGAGCUGUACACUGGAUGUCUAAUAACAGCUCUACAGAGAGGCAUCUAAGAAGGCUUGGAGACACACGACAAAAGUCUGGCUCCAACAACUUAGAUGACUCCCUAGAUUCAAUCCCGUUCAUAGAUGAACCAUCUAGCCCCAGUAUUGACCAGGACAGCACACACAUUCUUGCCUCUGCUGUGAUAUCUGGAGCGCCCAUCAUCACCACCAUCCCACCCAGCCCCACUUCUCCGUCCCCUCUCAUUCGACGCCAGCUCUCACAUGACCAAGAUUCUCUCCGUCUCACAAUUAUUGAGUCAGAUUCUGGUACUAAAACGGAGCGAUCCAAGUCAUAUGAUGAAGGCCUGGAUAACUAUCGGGAAGAAAGCAGAGGGAGGUCCUUAAUACCUGGUCUGAAAAGUCUUAGGAAGGCUGUGGACAGGUCAUCUGAAGAUUCAGGAUCCAGGAGGGAUUCUUCAUCAGACGUCUUCUGUGACGCCACCAAGGAGGGUUUGCUGCAUUUCAAGCAGCUCAGCUCAGACAAGGGCAAGCGUGUCGGCGGGGGUAUGCGCCCGUGGAAACAGAUGUAUGCCGUGUUGAGAGGCCACUACCUCUGCCUUUAUAAAGACAAAAAGGAGGGGCAUGCUCAUGCCAACUGCCAAACAGUGGAUGAGCCCCUGCCAAUCAGCAUCAAGGCCUGUCUGAUUGACAUCUCAUACAGCGACACAAAGCGCAAGAAUGUGCUGCGGCUGACCACAUCGGACUGUGAGUACCUGUUCCAGGCUGAGGACAGAGAGGAUAUGCUGGCCUGGAUUAGAGUCAUACAAGAGAACAGCAGCCUGGAUGAGGAGAACGCGGUCUUCACCAGCCAUGACCUCAUCAGCAGGAAGAUCAAGGAGUACAACACCUUGAUGAGCCCGACGGGCAGCAAGACAGAGCCUUCGCCCAAACCCUCACGCCAGUCGCUGAGCAUCAGACAUACGCUGCUGGGAGGUAAAGGAGAGACCAAAGCAACGAGUCCGCACUCACCCAAACCUGAGCAGGAGAGGAAGAACAUGCAUAAAGAUGACACCAGCCCUCCCAAGGACAAAGGAACCUGGAGGAAGGGCAUCCCAGGGCUGAUGAGGAAACCUUUCGAGAAGAAGCCAUCUCCUGGAGUCACGUUUGGAGUGAGGCUGGAUGACUGUCCUCCUGCACAGAACAACAAGUUUGUGCCUCUGAUUGUGGAUGUCUGCUGUAAGCUGGUAGAAGAGAGGGGGCUAGAGUACACAGGAAUCUACAGAGUGCCAGGGAACAACGCUGCAAUCUCCAACAUGCAGGAGGAACUCAAUAACAAGGGCAUGAACGACAUUGAUAUCCACGAUGAUAAAUGGAGGGACCUUAAUGUGAUCAGCAGUUUACUCAAGUCCUUCUUCCGAAAACUUCCAGAGCCGUUGUUCACAAAUGAGAAGUAUGCAGAUUUUAUAGAAGCCAACAGAACAGAAGACCCAGUGGAGAGGCUCAAAGUGCUCAAGAGACUGCUUCAUGAGUUGCCAGAUCAUCAUUAUGAGACUCUAAAGUUCCUCUCAGCUCAUCUGAAAACGGUGGCUGAAAAUUCAGAGAAGAAUAAGAUGGAACCAAGGAACCUAGCCAUUGUGUUUGGUCCAACUCUGGUGCGGACCACAGAGGACAACAUGACCCAUAUGGUGACACACAUGCCAGACCAGUACAGGAUAGUGGAGACCCUCAUUCAAAAUUAUGACUGGUUUUUCACUGAAGAGGGAAAUGGAGAUCCAGUGACCGUGUCCCAGGAGGAGAGCGCAGUGGAGUCUCAGCCCGUCCCCAACAUCGACCACCUGCUCACCAACAUCGGCCGUACGGGCACAUCGCAGGGUGAAGUAUCAGAUUCACCAACUAGUGACUCAGCUAAAUCAAAGGGUUCCUGGGGCUCAGGGAAGGACCAGUGCAGCCGAGAGCUCCUGGUCUCCUCCAUCUUUGCUGCAGCCAACCGCAAAAGAAAGAAGUCAAAGGAGAAGCCUCAGCCUAGCAGUUCAGAUGAUGAUUUAGAUGCUGUGUUCCCCAAAAAGGAAAUCCCUGGUCAGAAGCCAAACCACCACAGCCUCCAGACCGAGGUACAGAGCGAAAGUCGUCCUGGCCCCAAUGCUAAACCCAAUCCAAAGCAACCAGUACGAGUAGAGGAAAGGAAAGAGAAUGGAAGAACUGUGGAGCUCACGCCUAAAGCUAAGAGAGAGCACAGAAACUCCUUAUUCAUGAAGGAGAAGACUCCGUCCAGACACCCCCCACCUUCCCCCUCGCCAUCCCCACAAAUCUCUGGCUCCCAAGCAGUUCCUCAGGGAAAAUCCUCCUUGUCGGAUCCUCCAUCCCAGCUUGAUGAAAACACCUCAGACCUCGGGACCAUGAGCUCUGGAGCAUCAAUGCCGCGGUCGAGACCAAAAAAGUGGAGUGCAGGAACAUCAGCUGAUUUUCCUGCAGGAGCAUGUGUCGGAUUGGGAGCAGGUCCAGGGGCAUCUGCUGGUGCGGAGGUGAGCUCCAUCACCUCUGACUACUCCACCACUUCUUCCAUCACAUUCUUGACUGGUGCAGAGUCCAGCGCACUGAGUCCAGAGCUGCAAGGCGGGGAGGAGGCAGAUGAUGAACGCAGCGAGCUCAUUAGUGAAGGCCGACCCAUGGAGACAGACAGUGAAAGUGACUUUCCAGUUUUUGCUCCAGGCGGUGGCAGCAGCCAGUCUACACCCUGCCCAGAGCAAAGUCUGGAAAAGAGUGGACCACGAAGAGGUGGAGCAGCCGAGGGGAGCACCACACCAAAACUGGAAGCGCGGCGCCUUUUCCCGUCGCACAGGAUGAUUGAGUGCGACACGCUCUCUAGAAGGUGGUCCCUGAGACAUAAGACAGACAGUGAGUCAUCAGUAGAGGGAGUAGCUGGGAGUGGGGAGCGCAGUGAAGGUAGGGCAGAGUCUUCUACGCGACUCUCUCGAGUCCUGGAGGUGAUGAAGAAAGGGCGGUCAACAAGCAGCCUCAGCUCAUCCUCACGCAGCGAGUCGGAGCGUCCUGAACCAGCCUGGCACCUUAAGAUCACAGAACGGUUCAAGUUCAGGUUACGCACAUCUGCUGAUGAUAUGUUCACCCAGAAGAACCGAACUCCAGACGCUCGUGGGAAGAAGAAGAACAUCCGCCGGAGGCACACCAUGGGGGGGCAGAGAGACUUCGCAGAGCUGGCGGUCAUCAAUGACUGGAGGGAGCAGGGUGGCGUGGACCAGGCAGCCGAGCUGUCGGCUCUAGACCAGCUCAAGCCGCGAUGUUCCUCUCAGGACCUCUCCAUCCGGGACUGGAUCACUAGAGAGCGGUGCAGAGGCUCCAGUUCGAGCGUGGAGGUUGCUCCCAAAGCCGUCCCUGAAGAUGAUCAACCAGAUGCCCAGGAUGUAGCUCCAGAAAAACCUCCUCCUUGUGCAUCUGCGGGCACACAGCUGCUGUCGGGUGAGCACGUUAACGGUAGUGGGCUACAAGGCAAAAACAAAGCCAGCCUCGGGGCAGAUGCUCACCCACACAAACUGUCUGGAGCACAAGUUGUCCGCUCACGGUUCUACCAAUAUCUGUGAAACUGCAAGAGUGGUCUUGUCUAACGUAUUUGUAUAGAUUUUUAUUAUUUUUUGUUUUUUUAAAGAAUGAGUGCAUAAACGUAUGAAUGUGAGCAUUUUAGCUAAGGUUACUGCACAAUAUUUUUUCUACAAAGUAUACUUAAUGUAUCUACUGUACAUACUGUGUAUAGGCUCAUGUUAUUGUUACUGGUUGAAGAGAUGUUUAUGUGUGAAAUUCCACCGACAUGUUGGCUAUACUGGAACAGAUGUGGGAAAAAAAAAAAAAUAACAACUCAGACUUCCUCCUGCCCUACUAAUACAAGAAUGUGACUUUUUUUGUUGAUUUGUGGUGUUAAUAGGACAGAAAUGGACUCUCUGUAUUGUUAUACAGCACUAAAAGAAGAGUCAGCCCGACUAUGAGAAUGCAGGAGGAAGAAUAAAGUUCAGUUCUUCCUGUGAUAAGCGGUAUGAAGAAUGUAUUGCUCUCUUUGGACUAACACUAGUUGCUUGUGACAAUAUUGUCAUUUUCAAAACAAUAUGUAUGUGUUUUUAUUUGCCUGUACUUGAAGUAUGUGGAUGUAACUGAAGGCUGCUUUCUGUGCUGGGUGCUGUGGGAAGUUUGUUUUUUCACAGUACAGUCACAACAGCCAGAUAUUAGCUUGAGGGACUGGAGGAUUAUUAUAGUUAUAUCAAAUAAAGACUGAAAAAAAACAGUAAUGAAAUGCUGAUACUAUAGUAUGUAUUGCUUGGUACAGUAGUUUUUUAUUUCCAAACAUUGUCUGAUUAUAGUCCAAAAAGUAAGUUAUUACAUACGUUUGAAUUCAGCAAGAAAAAGUGCCUCUUUUUUCCCCUCCUUUUUUUAAAACUGUUUUUACCAACAGUUGUCAAAGAUGGGAAUACAUUUUCCAAAAUAUUUUUAGGAGAGAAUAACCUCACAGGCAUUCCAGAGACUUUUCAUUUAGGUUUGUGGUUUUUCCUAGUUAAACCCACAACGACAUCAGAGCAUUCAAAUUUAUGUCCAUGUCUUUGUGUCAUUGCUCCACCAAACCCCCUGACCUCCUUUUUUUGAAGUGCAGUAAAAUGUAUGGGUGCUUAAGACCUGGGAGAAAAAAAAUAGAUAAAUAAAACAACAAACCCAUCUUUAAAAACUGCAUGAGACGAUGUUUUCUGAACAGUGAAUAUCUCGCCUGUGUAGCGCAAAACGUGGGUGCAUUGCCCUCCCUCAACAAACACUGGAAAUAAAUAAUCUUUAUUAAAUUUUUGCAUCUCUUUGGCGUCAUCCUUGCUGCGUUUAACCUAACAUGGCACACUGAUUUACUGAAAGCUGAAUUGCUUUGGGUUUUAUAUAUAUAUAUAAAUAAAAGCAGCUGUUGUUUGUUUUGUUUUAUGAGUGUGAUUGUUAAGGUGGUGUGAAAUUCAAUACAGAAUUUUAAAAACCUGAUCCUUACAGACUUAUCCUUAUUAUUUAUCCAUAGUGCUGGAAGGAUAAAAUUGAGGUAAGCUUCAGGUGGUUACCAGUAUAUAACAUAAGAAAAACUUUGAUUUUCCAAAUAUAAAAGCAACCAGCAUCUGCAAUGGAAA
Messenger RNA from Scatophagus argus, 8176 nucleotides. RefSeq names its product rho GTPase-activating protein 21-like. Gene Ontology annotation, molecular function: protein binding. The transcript has 27 exons. The record is from RefSeq and is a predicted model, not a curated record. Gene Ontology annotation, biological process: signal transduction. Lineage: Eukaryota; Metazoa; Chordata; Actinopteri; Scatophagidae. The coding region runs from base 578 to 6616 and encodes 2012 amino acids.